Messenger RNA from Symbiodinium necroappetens, 405 nucleotides. The record is from the annotation of a GenBank genome assembly. NCBI's taxonomy places the organism in Eukaryota, Dinophyceae, Suessiales, Symbiodiniaceae.
AUGGUCUUCUUUGAGACGCUUGUGCUGGUGCAUGGAAGGUCUGCUGCGAAGGAGACGAAGCUCCUGAUGAAGGAAGCUUCUCGAGUCAUCGUGGAACGGGACGGAGCUCUCUUCAGGAUCUUAGACCUCGGCUGGCGACAUACUGCUCGGCCGCUCUACAAGAAGGGUGUUGGCCACAUCUUCUACGGCCGUUGGUACUCCCUCAUCUGGGGUGGAAGCCCAAAGCUGCAGCGCGAAGUGGAAGACACGUUUCUGCACAACACUGGAGUUGUCAGGCAACUGACAGUGCGAAUAGAGCGACCAGAAGACAUGUAUGUCCCGCGAAGCACCUACUACCCAUUGAUGAAGCCACUGACUCCACCCUUGACUCACCAUGUGCCCAUGCCUGAUGUUGGGUCAAAGUGA